AUGGACACCGACAACAGCGAGUGGGCGAGCGAGCCCAUUGCCGUCAUUGGCAUGAGCUGCAAAUUCUCGGGCGGUGCCAGCAACCCAGACAAGCUCUGGGACCUUAUGGCUUCAGGCAAGACCGGCUGGAGCGAGAUCCCAAAAGAACGGUAUAAUCUCGAGGGAGUCUACCACGCCAACCACGAAAGAAACAGCACGACACACGUCAAGGGCGGACACUUUCUCGACGACGAUGUAGCCGCCUUUGAUGCCGCAUUCUUCAACUACUCGGCCGAAAUGGCCCAGGCGGUCGACCCGCAAUUCCGGCUGCAGCUCGAGUCUACUUAUGAGGCGCUCGAAAAUGCCGGCCUACCUCUCUCGCAGGUCAUGGGAUCACAGACGUCCGUCUUCGCGGGCGUCUUCACACAUGACUACCAAGAGGGGAUAAUACGGGACGAAGAUGGGCUGCCACGGUUCAACGUCGUGGGCACCUGGAGCCCCAUGUCGUCCAACCGCAUCUCGCACUUUUUUGACUUUCGCGGCGCCAGCAUGACUCUGGAAACGGGAUGUUCAACGACGCUGGUGGCCCUGCACCAAGCCGUCCACACCUUGCGCAACCGCGAGGCCGACAUGUCCGUGGUGACAGGGGCCAACGUGAUGCUGAAUCCGGAUACGUUCAAGGCCAUCGGGUCGCUGGGGAUGCUGUCGCCCGACGGCAGGUCAUACGCCUUUGAUUCGCGCGCCAACGGGUACGGUCGCGGAGAGGGCGUAGCCACCAUCGUCAUCAAGCGCCUGUCGGACGCGCUGGCCGCCAACGACCCCGUUCGCGCCGUGAUCCGCGAGACGGCCCUGAACCAGGACGGCAAGACGGACACAAUCACGACGCCAUCCGGCGCCGCCCAGGUAGAGCUCAUGCGGGAAUGCUACCGCCGGGCCGGCCUCGACCCGCGCGGCACGCAGUACUUUGAGGCCCACGGCACCGGGACCCCGGCCGGUGACCCGAUCGAGGCGGGAGCCGUGGCCGCCGUCUUUGCCGGAGGCCAAGGCCGCGACGACAGGGAACACUACCUGCGCAUCGGCUCCCUCAAGACCAACGUCGGCCAUACUGAAGCAGCUUCGGGUCUCGCCGCCGUCGUCAAGGGUGUCUUGUGCCUUGAAAAGGGGCUGAUCCCGCCCACUGUAAACUAUGAGCGGCCCAACCCGAAGCUGAAGCUGGACGAGUGGCGUCUCAAGGUGGUGAGAAUGAUGGAGCAGUGGCCUGACAGUCUGGUUGAUGGUCCGCGCCGCAUGUCCAUCAACAACUUUGGCUACGGCGGAGCGAAUGCCCACGUCAUUUUGGAGAGCGCCGACCCGUGGACGUCAACAUCAGGUCUGGAUCUCGAGCCCGUCAGUGGCAGGCACAGCAAGAAUGGAAACAAGGGGCAUGUCCACGGCAACGGCUAUACCAAUGGCAGCCAUGACACAAACGACGCCACCGACGACGCCAAAGUGCUCGUCCUCAGUGCGCGUGACGAGAGGGCAUGUCAGCAAAUGGUUUCAGAGCUCAAGGCCUAUCUGGAAAAGCACAGGUCGCUUGGACACGAGGACUCUGAGCAGCUGCUGCGCAAUCUCAGCUACACGCUGGGCGAGCGCCGGACGCUCUUCCCGUGGGUUGCGGCGCACCAGGUGCGUCUCGACAAAGACGGCGGCGUCGAGGCCGCCGUCCAAGCCCUUGACUCGCCUCGCUUCAAGCCCGGCCGCAGAGCGCCGGAUCGUCCGCGCAUCGGCAUGAUUUUCACCGGCCAGGGCGCGCAGUGGCAUGCCAUGGGCCGCGAGCUGCUGGCGUCGUACCCCGUCUUCCGCCAGUCCAUCGAGGAAGCCGAGGCGUAUCUGCGCGCCCUCGGGGCUGACUGGUCGCUCCUCGAGGAGCUGCAGCGCGACGCCAAGACGACAAGAGUCCACGCCACCAAGAUUAGCAUUCCCGUGUGCGUGGCGCUGCAGGUCGCACUGGUACGCCUGCUCGAGGCAUGGGGCAUCACGCCUUCGGCCGUCGCAAGCCACUCGUCGGGGGAGAUUGCGGCCGCCUUCGCCGUGGGUGCCCUCACGCAUCGUCAGGCCAUGGCGGCGGCCUACUACCGCGCCGUACUCGUGGCAGACGAGACACAGCACGCGCCGGGCGCUGCCAAGGGUGCCAUGGCGGCGGUAGGCUUGGGUGUUGAGGCGGUGCAGUCCUAUCUCGACAUGCUGACGACGGGGAACGGCAAGGCUGUUGUUGCAUGUGUCAACAGCCCCCAGAGCGUUACCAUCUCCGGUGAUGCUGACGCCGUGCAAGAGAUGGAGGACCUGUGCAAGCAGAACGACGUGUUCGCCCGUCGUCUCAGGGUCCAACAAGCAUACCACUCACACCAUAUGGAUCCCUUUGCUGAGGCGUACCGGGAGCGCCUUCGGGUCGAAAUGGCGCGAGAUGUGGUGCAGGGUGGCAAGCAACAUGUGCAGGCAGCCAAGCAACAACUUGGCGUCGUCUUUUCGUCGGCCGUCACUGGCGGACGCAUCACCGACGUCAAGGAAAUCGCCAGCCCCAACCACUGGGUCGGUAGUCUGGUGCAGCCGGUCGAGUUUGUCGACGCCUUUACCGAGAUGGUGCUGGGCGAUCCCGACGACCCGACGGGCAGAAGCGUCGACGUAUUGCUCGAGGUCGGCCCUCAUACGGCGCUUGGGGGCCCUAUCCGCGAGAUCUUAUCCCUGCCCGAGUUUGAGGGCAUCGAGCUGCCGUACUGGGGCUGUCUGGUACGCGACGAGCACGCGGGCGACAGCAUGCGAUCGGCCGCCAUCAAUCUGUUUCGCCAGGGGCAGCCCCUGAUCAUGGACCAGAUCAACUUCCCCCUGCCUGCGUACGACGGGGAGAGCCCCCUGGUCUUGACGAAUUUACCGACGUAUCCUUGGAACCACACGAUGCGUCACUGGCUAGAGUCAAGAGUCAACCGGGCCAUCCGCGAACGCAGUCAGCCACCUCACGAGCUCCUCGGCAUGCCCGUCGCCGGCCAUGAUCCUAGCACGGCCGUCUGGCGCCGCACGUUGCGCGUCACCGAAACCCCCUGGGUCCGCGAUCAUAUGGUGCAGGGCGCUAUUGUGUACCCAGGCUCGGGCUACAUUUGCCUCGCGAUUGAGGCCGCUAGGCAGAUGGAGAAGGUUGCCGGUGCCGCCGACCGAGACAAGUCCGGCGGGACCAUCUCGGGAUUCCGUCUGCGCGACGUUCACUUCCUUUUCGCCCUCGUUAUCCCAGACAGCGCCGACGGCGUUGAGAUCCGAACCACGCUUCAGCCUGUCCCCGAGCGGGAAAUUGGAGCCCGCGGCUGGCGGCGCUUUGAGGUAUCGUCCGUCACGCCGGAUAAUCGGUGGACGCUGCACGCCAAGGGCAUGGUCAUGGUCGAGCGGGAGGCGGCCGCCCCGGAGACGGCAGAGCGCCGUCCGUUGUCUAUUUAUACCCGUCAUCCAGACCCUCAGGACUUGUUCGCUAAUCUCAGGGCACGCAGCGUCUACCACGGCCCCCUGUUCCAGAACACGACCAAGAUCAUCCAGGAUGGCCGGGAGCCGCGAUCUGUAUGCGACAUUACGAUUCGCCACGAAGCGUCGUCUGAUACAGACCCGGUGGAGGCGGCACAGAACACGUUGUUGCACCCAAUCACCCUUGAUGCUAUUGUAGUGGCCUUCUAUUCCGCGCUGCCGAGCGUCGGAGCUCUGCAGGAAGACCCCAAGCUGCCACGGUCUGUCGCAUCCAUGUGGGUAUCGAGCAACAUCAGCCGCGAGACGGGCCGCACGUUGCGCUGCGACACGCGGCUGCUGCACGGCGACGCGCAAAGCGGCAUCGCUGACAUGACGGUUGUUGACGGCCAGACGGACGCGACGGUGCUCAAGAUACACGGUGUUGAGUUGGCGUCUCUGGGACGUGGCAGCGGACGUACGGCGCGUCAGCACGCGGCCGUUCCCAGCAAGUGGGAGCAAGAGCUGUGCAGCAAGCUCGUGUGGGGCCCCGACCUGUCGCUUCGAAACCCGCUGGCUCUCGCACAAAUCAAAAAGGAGCUGGUUCACGCCGAGUCCGCUACUGAAACAGACAAGGCCAGGAGCCUGCAGCGCUUAUGUAGUUAUUUUGCCCAUGAUGCGCUACAAUCGCUCACUUCGGAGGAUGUAGCACGACUUCAGGAGCACUCACACUUGGCCAAGUACCACGCGUGGCUGCGUGAAUUGACCAAGGCAGCCAAGAAUUGCGCGCUGGACGAGCCCGAGAAGCGCCAAGAAUACAUAGCCUCCGAUGCCCCGCAAGGCAUUGAUGAGAAGUGGGUCUCCCGGCUCGGGCCGCUCCUUCCAUCCAUUCUCCGUGGAGAGCUCCACGUGGACCAAGUGAGUGGGCCGCUGCUGAAUGAGUACCAUGCCAACGCGAUGCGUCGGUCAGUAGCACUGGGACAGCUCUCUACACUGCUAUGUAAGAUUGCACACAAAAACCCGAGUGCCCGCGUCCUCCAGAUCGGUGCUGGUACCGGCGCCCUCGCGACACGCCGUAUGCUGGAGACGCUUGGCGCGUCCAAAACGCCCCUGGUGGUGAGCUGGCACAUUACCGAACCAUCAUGGGAUUCGCUGGAGGAUGCCCGCGCUCAACUUGCCGACUGGACCCAUUUGCUCGAGUUUGACCAGCUCGACAUCGAGCAGAGCCCAGCCAAGCAAAAGUUUACCCCAGGGAGCUACGAUGUGGUUGUGGCCUUCCAUGCUCUACGCGCCACCAAGGACGCGACCAGUGCCGUAGCCAAUGUGCGCAGCCUGCUGAAGCCAGGCGGCACGUUUCUGUUUGCCGAGGUGACCAAGGACCAAGUAGAUGUAGAUUUCACCUUUGGCUUGCUGCCGAGCUGGUGGCAAGGCGAGGAAGGGUGCGACCACCCGACCCUCAGCGCGUCCUCUUGGGAUCGUCUGCUUCGGGACGCCGGGUUUAGUGGUGUCGAUCUUGAGAUUCGUGACUCGGAGAGCGACAUCAUCCACACCAACAGCGUCAUCAUGUCCACGGUGCCGCUCGCCAAAGACCAGAGCCCCGACCUGGGCAGGGCUCAUCACCGAGAGAGCUUCGUCGUGGUCACAAGUAGCAAGGCACCUCCGCCGCCGGGCUUCGUCGAUCUGCUAUCCAGGCGUAUCCAGGCCUUGACCGGUGCUGGCAGUCUCGCCCCUGAGCACCUGGUGCUCGAGCAGAGCAGCUCGGACACAUACAAGGCCAAGACUUGUGUUUUUUUGGGCGAGAUUGAUGAGCCCAUUCUGGCGGACCUCGAUGCAGUGCGCAUGGAGGGCCUCCGCGCCAUGGUCACGCAAUGCAGCGGCCUGCUAUGGGUCACGACCGGCGGUACCGUGGCGAGCGAGGCGCCGGAGCGGGCUGUUCACCAGGGUUUCCUGCGUGUGCUGCGCAACGAGUACAUCGGCCGUCGCCUUCUCUCCCUGGACCUCGAUCCUGCACAUGCCGCCGACAGAUGGUCCUCGGGCGGCGAGGUCGCCGUCUCGGCCAUUGUGCAGGUACUCGAAGAGGGAUUCGGCCGUCCCAACACGGAGGCUGGUCCGGCCGAGUUUGAGUACGCCGAGCGUGACGGCGUCCUGCAGGUCCCCCGGUACUACAAAGACGAGAAAUGCAAUGACAUGGUUGCCGGCCCGCUUGUGCCGAGCUGGGGUGAGGUGCUCCCAGUGGUCAAGGAUGACAAGGGAAGCAUCGAUGCUGUUGCCAGCAUUCCCCUAGAGCCCCUAUUCCAGGAGGACGGGACACUGCGACUGGAAGUGGGCAUCCCGGGACACUUGGACACAUUGGCCUUCCUUCACUACGAGGCAGACGACGAGGCGCUGACACCCGAGCUCGUUGAGAUUACCCCCCGGGCCUACGGGGUUUGCUCGCGCGACGCCAUGGCCGCCAUGGGCCAACUCAAGAAUCGCUCCAUGGGCUUUGAAUGUGCAGGCAUCAUUACGCGCGUUGGUGCCGAGGCACAGGAAAAGGGCUAUAAUGUCGGUGAUCGUGUCAUGGCGCUCUUGGCCGGCGCAUCCUUUGCCAGCCAUGCCCGCGUCCCGUGGCACGGCGUCAUCCAGAUACCGUACGGCAUGGACUUUGUCAAGGCCGCGUCACUUCCCCUGGCUUUUACUCUUGCGUACGCCGGCCUCGUCGACACCGCGCGUCUGUCUGCCGGGCAGUCGGUGCUCAUACACGCCGCGACCGGGGCCAUUGGGCAGGCCGCCAUCAUGUUGGCCAAGUGCCUCGGCGUGACGGACAUUUACGCCACGGCCGGGUCGCAGGAGAAGCGAGACCUUGUCCAGCGCGAGUACGGCAUCCCUGCCGAGCGCAUCUUCACUAGCCGCGACGCAUCCUUCGCCACGGCUGUUCUGGCCGCCACCAAGGGACGCGGCGUCGACGUCGUGCUCAACUCGCUGCCAGGUCCGCUACUGCAGGCAAGCCUCGACGCAAUCGCGCCCCUGGGCUACCUGAUCGAAAUAGGCAAGAAAGACAUUGAGAGCAACAGCCUGGUGGCACUGGAGUCCUUCUCCCGCGGCAUCUCGCUUGUAUCAUUGGACGCCCCGACGCUCUUGCGCCGCGGACCCGAUGUCCGCCGCGCGCUGGGUGAGAUGGUCCGCUUGAUUGAACUGCAGGUCUUGAAGCCGGUUCACCCCGUCGCCGUCUACCCCAUGCAAGAUGCCCAGGCGGCUUUCCGCUUCGUGCAGACGGGGGCACAGAUGGGCAAGGUCGUGCUCUCGGCUGGCCCAGACGAACUGGUCCACGUUGUCCCUCGGCCGAAGGGGGUCACGGCUCGAGUCCGGCUACAAGCCGAUGCGUCAUACCUCGUCGUGGGUGGUGUAGGCGGCAUCGGACGUUCAGUCGCACACUGGCUGGUAGCCCACGGCGCGAGGAACCUGAUCCUGCUUUCCCGUGCCGCCGGCGAUCUCGACCUCGACGUCAACAACAACACCCACGGCGCACUCUUCGUCCGCGAACUGCGCGAGGCGGGCUGUCGAGUCAAGCCCGUCAGCUGCGACAUUGCCCUCGCCAGCUCGCUGACCACGGCUCUCAGGGCCUGCGAGGACGACGGCUUCCCGCCGGUGCGCGGCGUCGUCCAGGGCGCCAUGUUGCUGCGCGACGCCGUCUUGGAGCAGAUGACGCUCGACGACUGGCGCGGCGGCCUGCGGCCCAAGCUGCACGGCACCUGGAACCUGCACACCGAGUUCUCGCAGCCGGCCUCGCUCGACUUCUUCGUCAUGCUGUCGUCCGUCUCGGGCGUGGUGGGAAUCGCAUCGCAGGCCAACUACGCCGCCGGCGGCUCCUACGAGGACGCCAUGGCUCGCUGGCGCCAGUCCCGGGGCCUGCCCGGCGUGGCCAUCGACCUCGGGCCCAUCUCCGACAUUGGCUACGUCUCGACCACGGCCAAGGUCGCCGAGCGCCUGCGCAAGGACGGCGACUUCGCCAUGCUCGACGAGGACACGGUGCUGCGCGCCCUCCACGCCGCCGUCCUGCACCCGCUCGGCGGCCGCUCCCAGAUCAUCGUCGGCCUCAACACGGCCCCGGGCCCGCAGUGGGAUGCCAACGGCCGAUCGCAGCUGGGCCGCGACGCCCGCUUUGCCGCUCUGCGACCGCUCGCCAGGGCCUCGGCGCCGCCGGCCGAUGGCGAGAGCGCCGGCACCUCGCUCGCCGCGCAGCUCGCCGAGGCGACGGACCAGCAGGAAGGGGCGCGGCUCGUCGGCGCGGCCAUUGCGGCCAAGCUGGCCGACAUCUUCAUGACGCCCGUUGCCGAGAUUGAUCUCGCCAAGCCCCCGGCGCACUUUGGCGUCGAUUCGCUGAUUGCUGUCGAGCUGAGGAACAUGCUUGUCUUGCAGGCCGCGGCGGAUAUUUCCAUCUUUAAUAUACUGCAGACGGCGAGCCUUGCUGCCCUGGCGGCCUUGGUGGCGGAGAAGAGCCGCCAUUUGCAGAGCGCUUAA
Metarhizium brunneum ARSEF 3297 is the source of this 7938-nucleotide messenger RNA. RefSeq names its product Highly reducing polyketide synthase sor1 (gene sor1). NCBI's taxonomy places the organism in Eukaryota, Fungi, Ascomycota, Sordariomycetes, Hypocreales, Clavicipitaceae. The record is from RefSeq and is a predicted model, not a curated record. Gene Ontology annotation, molecular function: phosphopantetheine binding; oxidoreductase activity; fatty acid synthase activity. Gene Ontology annotation, biological process: fatty acid biosynthetic process; secondary metabolite biosynthetic process.